This is a messenger RNA of Eupeodes corollae, 4428 nucleotides long. RefSeq names its product exportin-6 (gene ebo). Gene Ontology annotation, biological process: protein export from nucleus. The record is from RefSeq and is a predicted model, not a curated record. The transcript is spliced from 11 exons. Bases 243 to 3329 code for a protein of 1028 amino acids. Gene Ontology annotation, molecular function: nuclear export signal receptor activity; small GTPase binding. NCBI's taxonomy places the organism in Eukaryota, Metazoa, Arthropoda, Insecta, Diptera, Syrphidae.
UUCAAGGGGAGUCUCGCAUUUCACUUUCUGAAACUUUUUCAUAGAAAAUUCACACAAAAUCAAAUAACUCCUAGAAUUUUUUUGUAGUUAAUAUAAACUUUUAUUGUAACAAAAUUAAAAUUACCUCAAAAUAAAAUACAAAUACAUUGAGCCAAGUUCAAUUUUACUCAAAUAAAAAGAAAUCUGCAUGGGCGAGAAGUUAUUAUCACCGACGACAGGCAGAACUUGAACAAAAUCGCAAAAUGUCAACUUCCCUUGGGAUUGUGGAGAAUUUGUUAAAUGAAUUCUAUCAUCCCGCAACACAUAACCAACGAAAACGUGAAAUCGAAGACCAACUGACUUCGUUUAAGAAUCAGCCCAGCUCCUGGCAGCAGUGCCUUUGUGUUCUCUCAUCAAAUUGCUGUUCAACAAAUGAAUUCCUCUGGUUGUUCACCACUUCCACCCUCGAGCACACAAUAUCACGCCGAUGGACCCAACUAUCGCCCCAAGAACACAGCCACCUGCGAGAGAAUCUCUGGUCUAGCUACGCCAAUCUGCCAUACGAUGUUUCGCGUCGACAACGAGACACAAUCGCACAAUUGAUAGCACUCGUCGGUAAACGGGAGUUCCCUGACGACCAUCCCGAAUACAUUAAGCAUUGUAUAGAACUCACCAAAAUGUACUUCCAAUUGGGAGUGGUUCUACUAAGAACUACAUCCGAAGAGGUAGUCAGCAAUAGGAAUGAUGUUUCUUCAGAUAGAAAACAGUAUUUUCAGUCAUGCAUAACACAAUGUAUGCCAGAAAUUGUGGAACUCUUGGGAAAAUAUUUAGUUAUAUCAACGUGUCAUCUUAAUGGAACCGCCUUGAGUGCGAUACCAAGCAAUAUAGCAGACUACAGGCUGUACACAUCACUGCCAAAUGACAAUUCUUUAAGCUCAUCGAUUCUCGAGCUUCUCCAAUGCGUUCAACAUAUUUUCUCAUGGAUACCAGUAGAUAGUUUACUCACCGAAUAUUUUAUAUUGGCUCUAUUCGAUUUGGCAAAAUGGCGUAAAGAACAACCCGAAAUUUCAGUGGCCGCCCUCACAACAGUCAAUGAAUUAUUUUACUUACAAAAAGCCAUACCAUUUCCAAAUACAAUUAUGACUGCAAUCAAUGGACUGUUAGAUAAGAAUAAUUAUACUAAAUCAAGUGAAAUGUACGAAGACAAAUUCACGGAACUCCUACGACUGAGUGCAACGAAAUUCUGCUCAAAACUAUUUAAUGAUCAAUCUUUAUUAGAUGCAUUUGUAUCUGGUUUGCAGGCAUAUACAUUUAAUGUUGAAUCAACAACGCCAUUAUCAGAAAGACUCGAAAUAUGGAAACCAUUGUUGAGAGCUUUUCCAACAUCAGCUAAAAGUGAAAGUUACAUUGAGUCGUGUAUAACAUUUUCGGGGCAUAUUUUAAGAGGGAUGCGUUUAGAAGUCCUAAAUCCAAUUUACGAAGAUGAAACACUUGAUGAGAAUAUGCAAACAAAGUGGCAACAAUAUAUUGCACCUUGUAUUGAAGUGAUCGCACUUGUGGCAGAAAUGCGACCAAACCAGACAUUCAAUCAAGUGUAUCGACUGUUUACGAGACCGUUUCUGGUAAUCAUCAUGUCAAUUGAAAAGGCUAUUGAUAAUAAGACUUUCGAUCCAACCAACGAGUUUGAAUGUUCCCGCAUCCGUUUUAGUUUGAGAGAGAUUUCGAUGCUUUGCCAAACGUUAGUUCGAAUAGCCCCAUCUCUGGACCUAGGUUCAUCAGAAGAAAUACCCCUAAAUCUGUGUACUCUCGUGCGGACACUUCUAAGUGCAGUCAAUUUUUUUAGCAGCAAAAAAUUUCAAAGUCUUCACGCGGAGAACUCACUGCUGGUUGCGAGUUUUGUUGAUUUAUAUGCUCAGUCUUUGUUGGCAUUGCGAAGUCUUUUAGCCAUAUCACCCGCAGUGAUAAAUGAUGAUCAGCUGCGAAGCUUGAUACAUACAGUUGCACAAAUAUUGCUUCCAAGUACGUUUAAUGAAUCCGCUCUCGUACAAAUGGCAGCCGCUCAACUGCUUUUGAAUAUUGCUUCUAUGAUAAGACCAAAACAAAUGUUAGAAGUUGAUUUGGUUGUUCAAUUAGUGCGAGCUGGCACCGCAUUGCCUCAUUUGCCAAAGCACGUACUGCCCGUGGUCUAUGAAGCCCUUAUAAGUUCCUUAGUUUUUCCUUGGAAGAACAUUAGCCAGCAAGAACAGGAUUUCGGACGGCGAUCUCUUGUUCUUCAAGAUUACGUAUCGUGUUUGUGUCAGGAAUUCUUAGCUAUUGAUCCAUCCGUACUCAAUAAUGGACAUGAUGUUAAAAUAAGUGCAAUAACCGCCGGUAUUCUUCCCAUAAUUACCGAAAUCAUCAAUUAUUUUAACGACACAAAUAGUGCAGUCAAAGAAAUGCUUCUUAAUGCAUUCAAACCGACAGUUCAUAAAGCAAUGAAUAUAUUCAAUGCAGUUGGUUUCGAUAGCAAUGAGAUUGCGACAACAGUUUCUGAUUUUGCAUUGAGUGUGUUGCGAACGUUGCAGAAUCAAUUAGGCAUGGCGUUCGUUAGAGAAAUGAUCACAUUAUUUAUAAAUUCCAGCACAAGAGGAGAAAUGACUGUGAGGAGAUUAAAGUCUAUGGAGAAAAUCUUGCAAAUGUUUCAAUUAAUUGUACAACAACCGGGCAGUGAAACCAUGUCACUUAUUCCAUCGAUAUUAAAUCUAACAUUGGACCAUAUACUGCCGUUAUUGAGUUACGAUAAUAAUUUAUUGGAUUAUUCAGAUGUCGCACAUUUGAUGUACACAUUGUUUGAUAGCAUUUUAAAUUACCGCUGGCAAUAUUUCUAUAAAACAAACGUACAGUCAAUAAUUUUAAAUGGGUCAGCAAACUCAAACAACAGCAACGAUCAUGUCCAACAUCCCGAACAGUUUUUAGCCAUAUUCAAUUCCUAUGGUCAAGCACUAGUCAUCGGCAACGAUCCGAAUAUCACUAGCACAGUUUUGGUUUCAUUGCAGAAUCUUAACGAAAGAUGGAAACUCUUUCAUCGUGCUCUAUUCAAAACAAAUUUACUCACAUCAUUCCAGUGUGCGUUGAUAAACGCAUUACUCUCAGCUGAAGGUGCCCUCCAUUUUGAUGUUAUGAGUGGUGUCCUGUUUUCUAUGGGCCAGGUUGAUAAAUUGAAAUUGCAUGAGAGUUUUAUGUCGAUUGGAUUCACAGCCACUAAUUCAAAAGUCAUUGAAGAAAUUUGUUUAGCAACGGACAUUCCAACGUUCUCCCAAAAAAUGUCACAGCUUAUACAAGAUACACGUUGCACAAGACUAUCGCAAUAACAUUAAGAGAUUGCCCCGCGAAAUCAUCACAUUUUGGUGCAAUCAUUCAUCAAAUGAUUUAUUUUAUUUUAAUAUUAAAUUUUCGUGUUUCGAGUUUGUUUUUUUUUAUCUUUUUAUAAUUUGAGAAUACUCAAGAUCUCAGCAUUAUAUAUCACGUAGGAAUUUUGUGUUUCUUUUUAGUUUUUUUAUUUUCACGUAAAAAUGUAUUCAUGUUUUAAAAUUGAAGUUUCAAGCCUUUAACAAAUGACUUUUUUUUAAAUUGGCGUAAGAAUUUCAAUUCCUGUGGAUUUGAUUUAAGAAUUAAAUUAUGAAUUGUUUUUCUACAAAACCAUUUGAAAAAGCCAUACCUUUUCGGCCUUAAUUAGCUAAAUUUUUGAAGAAAAAAAAAGAACUAAAAAUUAUACAACUAACUUAAUUGGCAACACAAGAAACUCAAAACAAAACUUAUAAAUCAGUUUUAAUUUUAUUUUCGCUUUGUUUUUUAUUUUUUUUUUUAAAUUUCGUGUUACAAAAAGAACAAAAUAGUAGAGAUUAUUAUUAAUAAUAUAGUAAACUGUACCACAUUGCGCAUUUGGAUAUUAGUUAUAGAAUUAACAACAAGAAACAAAAAAAGAAAAUUGUAUAUGUAACAUGUUACUUCCUAAGAACAUAUUUAGUUUUAAAAACACAAAAGGAAGUAUUUAAUAUUAUGAUUUAUUAUAGAUUUAGAUUAUUUUACUUAUUUUGUAUUUUUUUUUUUGCUUUGUUUUAAUUUUUCUUUUUAAUUUUAAAUUUCGUAUUUUCACUUAUUUUUGCUUAAAAGAAAAUAGAAACAAAAAUAAAAACAAAGCUCUAAAAGACGUAAGAUUCUAUUUAGUUGUUUCUAUAGUUAAUUAAGUUAAAUAUCGAAAACAAGAAACAACAAAAAUAAUUAAACAGCAAACAAAAAAAAUAUAUAUCGUCAUUUGUGUCAUUUUUUAUAUUUAUAUAUUAGGUAUACAUAAAUAUAUAUUGAUAAUAAUUAUUAUAAAGUAUUUCGAGUAAGAACUUUUAGUCAUGUGUGUAAUGAGCAUUUUAAAAAUAUAUUCGUAUUCGUAUACGUAAAAAUUAUAAUUCAAAA